Messenger RNA from Penicillium digitatum Pd1, 330 nucleotides. Its product is annotated as CVNH domain-containing protein. The record is from RefSeq and is a predicted model, not a curated record. Lineage: Eukaryota; Fungi; Ascomycota; Eurotiomycetes; Eurotiales; Aspergillaceae.
AUGGGCUUCCACGAGUCAUCCAAGGGCAUCAACAUCAAGGAUAAGCACAUCCUCACUGCUUACUGCCAACGACCCUCCGGGGAACCUCGAUAUUCAGAACUAGAUCUGAACGAAUUCCUUGGGGCAAACAAGGGGAAAUUGGCCUGGGGUUCCCACAACUUCUCGAAAAGUUCCCGCGAUGUUGACUUCAAGCUAGAAGGUCCCAACAACGAGCCCAUGCUGUGCGCGCAACUCAAUGAUGGCGAAGGGAAUUUUCAAGAAAGCAAGGUGAACCUGGGCCAUUGUAUCAAAAACGUGGAUGGUCAUCUGAGUUACAUGGAAUGUUUCUAA